UAAUUUCCCCUCUCUCUCCCCCAGGUUGGGUGAUCGGGGAUGAAGUCUCAUGAAUUCCCUCAUUGGAGCUGACAUUAAUAGUCAGCAGGAACAAGUGCAUAUUCUUCACAAGACAAACAUCCCCUCAUUUCCCCUACAACAUCCGUCUAACAGUCCCAGGUGACCUACGCACGCCAUGGCCAGCCGAAGGAAGACCACGACCCCUUGUAGAGCUGAUGCUGUUUUUAGAGGUGAUGAGAUGAUGGGGCAAGAGGAUCCAGGUGAGAUGGAGGUGGAGGUAUCGGCGAAUGACAAAAGCACAGUGGUGAAUGGCUCCACAGAGAUGCUUCCUGGAGAGGACUGGAGCUCUGGGACAGAGCCUAGUGGUUCACGUCGGGAGUCGCCGGCCCCUGAGAAACCUAAUGCGGUGGAUCCAAGGCCUCCGAGGAAGCAGCAGGGAGGCUAUGAAUGCAAGUACUGUCCGUUCUCUACGCAGAACCUGAAUGAGUUCAAGGAACACGUGGACUCCAAUCACCCCAAUGUCAUUCUCAACCCGCUCUACCUGUGUGCUGUGUGCAACUUCAACACAAAGAAGUUUGACACCUUGACAGAGCACAACGAGAGGUGUCAUCCAGGGGAGAGCAACUUUAAGUUCAAGAGAAUCAAACUGAACAAUCAGACCAUCCUAGAGCAGUCGAUAGAAGGAACAAGCAACGCUGUCGUCUGUGAUUCAACCAACGGCUUUCUGACUGGAGAAGACUUUGCCACUUUCCCCCUGAGCAAAUCCACCACAGUGAAGAUUAGUAAGCCAAAAACAGACAACAAACGGUUAUUCACAGAAAGUCAACCGGACAGACUCAACCCCGAGCUCCCCAGGAAGCAGAUCGCCGCCGUGAAUGUGAACGGGACCGUGAUCAUCCCAGAAGCGACCCUAAAAGAUGGCAUCUCUCAUAUCAUGCCUUCUCUUCAGCGCCCGCCUAACUACAACUUAGUACCAAAAAUCGCUGUCCCUUUGAACACCUCCAAGUACAACCCUUCACUGGACAGUAACAUGACACUCAUCACAUCCUUCACCAAGUUCCCGUACCCGACCCAAGCGGAGCUGUCCUGGCUUACCGCUGCCUCCAAGCACCCCGAGGAACAGAUCAAGGUGUGGUUCACCCUCCAGAGACUGAAGCAAGGCAUCAGCUGGUCCCCUGAAGAGGUGGAAGAAGCUCGGAAGAAGAUGUUCAACGGUACCAUCCAGUCAGUCCCACAGACCACCUUCACCGUGCUGAGCGGUGCCCAGAUGGCCCAGUCCACCAAAGGACAACAGUCCCUAGUUCAAUCCGUCCCCUUCAACCUCCUGGGACAGACCAGUUAUGUGUUGACGCAGGUUGCAAACGGCUCAGCUGUCAGUUGUUCUCCCAUCACACUAACCAUGGCAAACCAGGUCGUGCAGUCAGUUAAGCGACCCUUGGUAGCUCCAGUAGUGGCCUCUUCAGAGAUCAAACGUCCCUCCAUAAUCCAAACGAUUCAGGCACCUAGACUGGUGGCUUCGCCUAAACCCAGCUUCACUUCAGACUCCAAUAAAACCCCGGACCAGAUUGUUGUACUGAAAGCUAGUUACACCCAGUGCCAGUUCCCUGAAGAGGAGGAAGUGUACCGCCUCAUUGAGUCCACCGGCCUCUCUAGAGGAGAAAUCAAGAAGUGGUUCAGUGAGCAACGACUCCUCAAUCACAAGGUGGCGCCACAGGUGAUCAAGAUUGAGCCCCAGGCAUCGAAAGACAGUCAGCCCAAAAAGGCUGUCCCCACCCAGUUUCCUCUCCUGGAGAGGCUCAAAGGCAAAUCCUCUGAGCAGCUCAAGAUGCUAGAGGAGAGUUUUCAGAGGACCAGCUCUCCCACUGAAAUUGACGUUGACAACCUUGUUGUGGACACAAGGCUCUCCAAGACGGAGAUCGACUGCUGGUUCUCCGAGCGCAGAGCACUGCGGGACAACUUGGAGCAAGCCCUGGCAAACUCCAUGGGUCCUAAGAGCCUUGAGGAGCAACGAGGGAUACUGAAUGGUGUUUACGAACAGGACAGCAAAGUCCGGUGCUCACCUCUUCCCAUCGUCACCACUUCCACCAGUCCUGAGCCCAUCGAUAGGAAAUCCCUAGGGCUUCUCAAAGAGGUGUUCACCCAGACCCAGUGGCCGUCGCCAGAGGAGUACAGCCAGCUGGAGGGACAGACAGGUUUGUCUCGCACAGAGAUUGUCCGCUGGUUCAAGGAAAACCGAUCCGCCCUGAAGAAUGGAACCUUGGACUGGAUGGAACAGUUCCAGAAAGUCAACGGCAAAGCAGGACACAAUGGUCAGAGCUCGUCAGGGAUCACUGAACGACCCCCAAGCAGCAUUCUCCAGCAGCACUUCACAGAGGCCAAGACGACACUGCUUUCAGCAGAAGACGCAGAGAAGCUUCCAUUGCAGUCGAAACUCAUCAACCAGGACAUAGUCCAGUGGUUUACCAGUAAGCUGGGCCAGAGUAUGACAGACAUCAGCAGGGACCAACAUGGACAGGCCAACGUGGACAGAAGCAGAUGGGUGAAGGUGACCAUGGCUGUAGGGGACGAGACUAAAGGUGCUUUGGAGAACCAGAAGAUGGGAUCAGAAGCAGAGGUGCUGAUGGGAGACCAACCUGGUCGGGUGACUGGAUGAGAAGAGCACGAGGAUACUGAGUUUCUCAGGCAGAAGAUUCUCCAGAUAGUUGAAUCUGGAACCAAUGAUUUCCUCCCUGGCCUGUGACAUCAGCACGGUGGACAGUCCACUCCAAACACUGACUGGCAAGACCAUUGAGUGCCAAAGCUGGACUUGAUGCAUCAUUAUUAUUACACUUAAUAAAAAAGGGUCCUUGUACAUAUUUUUCUGUAUUGCAAAAGCUUUGUAAACAUUUUCAGGGUUGCUGGUUUUUACAUUUCUAACAGGAUUCGAUAACCCCUAAAAGAGGAAUGUUUUGGUUUUUAUGAUGGUAAUUGUAAACCAAUUCAUCAGUUGGUAAUUAUUUUUAACAAAACAUUUAGUGACUGACAGCUGGCACUUAUUUCAAGUGGAUAGACAGGUAACACUUGUGAUCUGAUAACCAGUGAGUUCAUCCAUUGGACUAAAGGGUUUAUAGUGGUUCUCUACCAGACCAUAGAAUCACCUAGCCUGGGUACCAGAUGUUGGCAUAUGACAAGGAGUGGAAUGAUGGCACAAACAGGUCUGCUACCCGGGCUAAGAAUCACCUACUUACAUUACAAUAACAGUUCUCUCCCUCUCUCAUGCUGAAUGCUACUGCUGCCUGAGACGACAGUCAGACACAGAAUGGACAUGAAUAAAAACAGUUCUCUCCCUCUCUCAUGCUGAAUGCUACUGCUGCCUGAGACGACAGUCAGACACAGAAUGGACAUGAAUAAAAACAGUUCUCUCCCUCUCUCAUGCUGAAUGCUACUGCUACCUGAGACGACAGUCAGACACAGAAUGGACAUGAAUAAAAACAGUUCUCUCCCUCUCUCAUGCUGAAUGCUACUGCUACCUGAGACGACAGUCAGACACAGAAUGGACAUGAAUAAAAACAGUUCUCUCCCUCUCUCAUGCUGAAUGCUACUGCUGCCUGAGACGACAGUCAGACACAGAAUGGACAUGAAUAAAAACAGUUCUCUCCCUCUCUCAUGCUGAAUGCUACUGCUACCUGAGACGACAGUCAGACACAGAAUGGACAUGAAUAAAAACAGUUCUCUCCCUCUCUCAUGCUGAAUGCUACUGCUACCUGAGACGACAGUCAGACACAGAAUGGACAUGAAUAAAAACAGUUCUCUCCCUCUCUCAUGCUGAAUGCUACUGCUACCUGAGACGACAGUCAGACACAGAAUGGACAUGAAUAAUAACAGUUCUCUCCCUCUCUCAUGCUGAAUGCUACUGCUACCUGAGACGACAGUCAGACACAGAAUGGACAUGAAUAAUAACAGUUCUCUCCCUCUCUCAUGCUGAAUGCUACUGCUACCUGAGACGACAGUCAGACACAGAAUGGACAUGAAUAAUAACAGUUCUCUCCCUCUCUCAUGCUGAAUGCUACUGCUGCCUGAGACGACAGUCAGACACAGAAUGGACAUGAAUAAAAACAACAAGAAAAUGCACUGUACAUGUUUUUUGUAGUUCAGUCUCAUUUUUGAAUUGCAGCGUCCGUUGCAUCAGUAACUGGUCUUUUCUCGUGUUGGCUUUCUAGAUAUCCAUAGAUAUCCUAGGUGUAGUUAGGCUCCAUUUCAAUGGCUCGCUCCUUGAGUUUCCUGCUUCUUCUAUUAGUGAAUCAUGUUCACACAUGUAUCUGGAAUACUGUACUGCUACCAAGAAUCUCUUUGCUUGCUCUUUUUUUUUUAUCCGUCUGCUGUAACUCAAUAAAACACAACCAACUGAA
Molecule: messenger RNA, 4388 nt
Organism: Salvelinus fontinalis (brook trout)
Lineage: Eukaryota; Metazoa; Chordata; Actinopteri; Salmoniformes; Salmonidae
Product: zinc fingers and homeoboxes protein 2-like
Exons: 2
Coding region: 176-2653 (825 amino acids)
Biological process (GO): regulation of transcription by RNA polymerase II
Cellular component (GO): nucleus
Molecular function (GO): DNA binding; DNA-binding transcription factor activity, RNA polymerase II-specific
Source: RefSeq, a predicted model, not a curated record